UGUGUUUGCCAACACAUGUUGUCGCGUUGUCAAAAUAGGAAAAUAAGGAAAAUUUUUACCUGGCAAAACCCCCAGUUGUUAACAAAAUAAAAGGAAAUAAUUUAAGAACUAAAAUCUCAAACAAUUGCUUGCAAUGACCAAGAAGGAGGAUAAGACACAGGCGACCGAAGAGCUCGUCAAGGUAUACAAAUGGGAUGGAUCAGCGGUUAAACAUGCUUUGGAUGAUGCCGUCAAGACCUGCCUGCUGGGUGAUCGUCCACACUUGAAGGAACAUUUUGGUUUGGUCAACACCCGUCUUGCCCUAUGUGCUCUGGCUGUGGGCGUGGCCAUAAUGGCCCAUGCCUGGGAUUUCACCCAUCCAUUCCCCCAAUCGCGUCCCGUUCUUCUCAUCAGUGUUCUGGCCUAUUUUGCCCUAAUGGGUGUCCUCACCUUGCACACAUCGUUCCGGGAGAAGGGCACAUUUGCCGUCGCCGUGCACAAGGAAAAGGAACGCACUUGGGAGGCCAGCUCAGAUAUGAAGAAAUAUGAUGAUAAAUAUCAAUUGACGCUCAGUGUUAAUGAUGGCAAAAGUCAACGAGAAGUCACCAGUAACAAAUCUUGUGCUGCUUUCAUUGAUACCAAUGGUAUUAUAUUAGAUCAUCUGGUGGCCAAUGAAGUUAAUCGUUUGUACAACUCCUUGUCAGCGGAAAAGAAGGACAAGUAGCUGCCGCUAGAUAUAUCCCUCGACACAUUUACUGUCUAAAUGAGGAAGAGAACGAGCGAGAAAAAGAAGGGAGAGCAGCAAAGAAGAAAACUUUUGCAUUCCUUUCGGAAUAUUCAUUUACUUAUUUCCUUUCCUUUUUUUGUUUAUUUUGUUUCUCUCAUUAAAUUUUAAUUCUUAGUAAAAAAAAAAA
This is a messenger RNA of Drosophila willistoni, 893 nucleotides long. It is a transcript of the gene Spase25, whose product is annotated as signal peptidase complex subunit 2. The transcript is spliced from 2 exons. Bases 134 to 703 code for a protein of 189 amino acids. Gene Ontology annotation, cellular component: membrane; signal peptidase complex. Gene Ontology annotation, biological process: protein targeting to ER. The record is from RefSeq and is a predicted model, not a curated record. Lineage: Eukaryota; Metazoa; Arthropoda; Insecta; Diptera; Drosophilidae.